Molecule: messenger RNA, 908 nt
Organism: Ostrinia nubilalis (European corn borer)
Lineage: Eukaryota; Metazoa; Arthropoda; Insecta; Lepidoptera; Crambidae
Gene: Prosalpha4
Product: proteasome subunit alpha type-7-1
Exons: 3
Coding region: 97-846 (249 amino acids)
Biological process (GO): proteasomal protein catabolic process; ubiquitin-dependent protein catabolic process
Cellular component (GO): nucleus; proteasome core complex; proteasome core complex, alpha-subunit complex
Source: RefSeq, a predicted model, not a curated record
CAUCACUAGCAAAAAAAACGCAAAGUCGGCGUUCGUUCAUGACAAUCAUUUUCAACAAGAAAUUAUUUUCCAAGAUUUCUCAGCAAAAAUAGAAAAAUGUCGGCCCGGUAUGAUAGAGCUAUCACUGUAUUCUCGCCUGACGGCCAUUUGCUGCAAGUAGAGUACGCUCAAGAAGCUGUUCGUAAGGGGUCUACUGCAGUCGGCGUUAGAGGAAACGAUGUUGUGGUCUUAGGAGUUGAGAAAAAGUCGGUGGCAAAGUUACAAGAAGAGAGAACAGUGAGGAAAAUAUGUUUGUUGGACGAUCACGUCGUAAUGGCAUUCGCCGGAUUGACCGCUGAUGCUCGAAUCCUCAUUAACAGAGCCCAAAUUGAAUGCCAAUCUCACAAACUCACUGUGGAAGAUCCUGUGACCUUAGAGUAUAUCACGAGAUACAUUGCCGGCUUGAAGCAGAAAUAUACUCAGAGCAAUGGUCGCCGUCCCUUCGGUAUAUCAUGUCUGAUUGGUGGGUUUGACUAUGAUGGUCAUCCCCACUUGUUCCAGACUGAACCAUCAGGUAUAUACUAUGAGUGGAAAGCUAAUGCCACAGGGAGAUCAGCAAAAACUGUAAGAGAAUUUCUUGAGAAGAACUAUACCCCAGAAGAAGUGGCUUCAGAAAAAGGUGCAGUGAAGCUGGCCAUUCGUGCACUUCUUGAAGUGGUUCAAUCUGGACAAAAGAAUUUGGAAAUAGCUGUGAUGAGACGCGGGCAACCUAUGCAAAUGCUAGACUUGGAAACUAUCAACUCGUAUGUAUCAGUGAUUGAAAAGGAGAAGGAAGAAGAGGCGGAAAAGAAAAAGCAGAAGAAGUAAUAAAUAAACUAAUGUUAUUAUUUACUUUAACAUCUUUUUAACAUUAAAUUUGUAAAAAUUAA